Antechinus flavipes (yellow-footed antechinus) is the source of this 695-nucleotide messenger RNA. Its product is annotated as ubiquitin-conjugating enzyme E2 D3-like. The record is from RefSeq and is a predicted model, not a curated record. Bases 289 to 636 code for a protein of 115 amino acids. Gene Ontology annotation, molecular function: ubiquitin conjugating enzyme activity. The transcript has a single exon. Gene Ontology annotation, cellular component: nucleus. Lineage: Eukaryota; Metazoa; Chordata; Mammalia; Dasyuromorphia; Dasyuridae. Gene Ontology annotation, biological process: ubiquitin-dependent protein catabolic process; protein K11-linked ubiquitination.
GGACUCGUGGCCUCCCCUGGCGAGGCACCCCUCGGGGCUGGAGGACGGCUUCGUGGCCUCCCCCGGACCCCGGAUCGCGUCAGUUUGGGCGGGGGGGGCGUCCCUGGGUCCGGGCGAGUGCUGAUCUGGUCCGUUUUUGCACAAGGCGCCUGUGUCGGGCGGAGCCGGUGUGAGAAGAGAGAUCCCCUCCCCCCAACCCCUCCCCGCCGCCCGGGAUAAUCAGAGUUUUUGGCCGGACCCUUCUGCCCACCGAGAGAGUGCGGAGUCAGGCGGAAAGAAGCACACACCAUGGCGCUGAAACGGAUUAAUAAGAAUGACAGCCCAUAUCAAGGCGGUGUAUUCUUUUUGACAAUUCAUUUCCCUACAGACUACCCCUUCAAACCACCUAAGGUUGCAUUUACAACAAGAAUUUAUCAUCCAAACAUUAACAGUAAUGGCAGCAUUUGUCUCGAUAUUCUAAGAUCACAGUGGUCUCCUGCUUUAACUAUUUCUAAAGUUCUUUUAUCCAUUUGUUCACUGCUAUGUGAUCCAAACCCAGAUGACCCCUUAGUGCCAGAGAUUGCACGGAUCUAUAAAACAGACAGAGACAAGUACAACAGAAUAUCUCGAGAAUGGACUCAGAAGUAUGCCAUGUGAUGCUACCUUAAAGUCAGAAUAACCUGCAUUAUAGCUGGAAUAAACUUUAAAUUACUGUU